AUGACGGGGAUCGCGGCGGGGAUGAUGACGAGCGCGAGCCUGGUGCUGCUGGUGGGCGAGGCGCUGAAGCGGCUGGCGGUGACGUACGAGGGCGGCGGGUUCAUGGCGGGCGCGUGGGAGGUGGUGCUCGGGAUGGCGCUGGGUGUGGUGUUCUUUUUGGUGGUGUCUCGCUGGAUCGGGAAGCACGAGCACUUCGACAUCGCGGGGCUGCGGAAAUCGGGCGGUCUGAGCGCGGUGCUGAUCGUGGUGGCGAUGACGAUCCACUCGUUCCCGGAGGGGGUGGCGGUUGGGGUGAGCUACGGGACGGCGCUGCGGGAGGGGUCGCACGCGUUCGGGGACGUGAUCACGCUCGCGAUCGCUCUUCACAACAUCCCGGAGGGGACGGCGAUCGCGGUGGCGCUGCGCGCGCGGGGGGUUGGGCCGUGGGCGUGCGUGUGGUGGGCGAUCUUCUCGAGCAUCCCGCAGCCGAUCGGCGCGGUGCCGGCGGCGUGGGCGGUGUGGCUCUUCGAGCCGUUGCUGCCGGCGGGGAUGGGUUUCGCGGCGGGGGCGAUGAUGUACCUGGUGAUCACGGACCUGCUGCCGGAUGCGCGGGAGCACGCGGGGCCGACGAAGGCGGCGGUGGCGUUCUUCGUGGGUCUGGGGCUGAUGAUCGCGUUGGGGCAGGUCGUCGCGCUGGGAACCGCGUUCGUGUCCACCAUCAAACGGAUCCUGGUCACCGGUGGUGCGGGCUUUCUGGGCUCGCACCUGUGCGAGCGUCUCGUGGACGAGGGUCACGACGUCAUCUGCGUGGACAACUUCUUCACGAGCCAGAAGUCGAACGUGGAUCACCUGCUGGACAAGCACAACUUUGAGCUGAUCCGGCACGACAUCACGCACCCGCUGUGGCUCGAGGUGGACGAGAUCUACAACCUCGCGUGCCCGGCGGCGCCGGGGCACUACCAGUACAACCCGAUCAAGACGAUGAAGACGAGCGUGAUGGGCUCGAUCAACCUGCUCGGGCUGGCGAAGCGGUGCCGCGCGAAGAUCUUUCAGGCGUCGACGAGCGAGGUGUACGGCGACCCGGAGGUGCACCCGCAGCCGGAGAGCUACCGCGGGGCGGUGAACCCGAUCGGGCCUCGGGCGUGCUACGACGAGGGGAAGCGUGCGGCCGAGACGCUGUUCAUGGAUUACUGGCGUCAGAACGGGGUGAACAUUCGGAUCGUGCGCAUUUUCAACACGUACGGGCCUCGGAUGCACCCGUACGACGGGCGGGUGGUGUCGAACUUCAUCCGGCAGGCGCUGAACGGUGAGGACAUCACGGUGUUCGGGGAGGGGACGCAGACGCGGUCGUUCUGCUACCGGGACGAUCUGGUGGAGGGGUUCCUGCGGAUGAUGAACGGGCCGGACGAGUUUGUCGGUCCGGUGAACAUCGGGAACCCGGGGGAGUUCACGAUCAUGGAGCUGGCGGAGCUGGUGAUCGAGCUGACGGGGUCGGGGUCGAAGAUCGUGCACAAGCCGCUCCCGGCGGACGACCCGAUGCAGCGUCAGCCGGACAUCUCGCUGGCGAAGAAGCACCUGGGCGGUUGGGAGCCGACGGUGCCCCUCCGGGAGGGGCUGGCGAGGACGAUCGAGUGGUUCAAGAGCAUCGACAUCGGGGAGUACCGGGCGCCGACGCCGAAUUACUGA
This is a messenger RNA of Symbiodinium necroappetens, 1665 nucleotides long. NCBI's taxonomy places the organism in Eukaryota, Dinophyceae, Suessiales, Symbiodiniaceae. The record is from the annotation of a GenBank genome assembly.